Messenger RNA from Penicillium psychrosexuale, 1845 nucleotides. RefSeq names its product fungal specific transcription factor domain-containing protein. Lineage: Eukaryota; Fungi; Ascomycota; Eurotiomycetes; Eurotiales; Aspergillaceae. Gene Ontology annotation, molecular function: DNA binding; zinc ion binding. Gene Ontology annotation, biological process: DNA-templated transcription. The record is from RefSeq and is a predicted model, not a curated record. Bases 1 to 1845 code for a protein of 614 amino acids. The transcript has 7 exons.
AUGACCGGCGGGUCAAAUGUGACCGCAGUGAAGGUGUCGCGUGUUCCAACUGUCGGAAUGCCCGGCGCCAAUCUUCCUCUCCUGGCCACUCAAGCAGACUUAGGCAGUGAUCUUUCGGCGGCCUCCCGCAAUGCGCCGUAUGAAGGACUGACGAGUUCCAACCCCCCUCUAACCACUCAUGCUCAGGAUGAUGGAGAUAAGCCACGGCAAGAGCCAUGUUUCCCAGCUCAAGGCCCAAGUGGAAAAACUCCAUAUGUUGGAGAUUCUUCCAAUCUCAAUUAUUUGAUCCAACAGUUUGGAAAUCCUUUCGGGGGUACGACGGAUGCUCGCCCACUUCAGGACCACCUCCACGGGGCAAUGCUGGCCCGGUUGGGCAGGCCGACGACGCAAGAAAUCGAAAAGCUUCACAUAUAUACUAUUGAGCGAAUCAAGAACCAAGGGGCAUUUGAUCUCCCGUCACAAGAGACGAGCCAGGCUCUUCUCGAUUGUUACUUCCAUUUCUCACUUGCUGCACCUAUUCUUGAUAAGUCAAGAUUUCUUGUCACUUUCGAGGAAGACAAAUCUUCACACUUGCUCUUGAAUGCUAUCUACCUCGCUGCCACUAUAAAUUGUUCGGAUUCCGUCAUUGCUAGUGCCGGAUUUGUGUCCCGAUACGCUGCAAGCCUCACUUUUUACCAGAGAGCCAAAUCCCUUUACGAUGCUGGAUAUGAAACCGAUGCGAUAGCGACGAUUCAAUCAACAUUCCUUAUGGGCUAUUGGUGGAAUGGUCUUCUAGAACACAAAGACCCUUGGUACUGGGUUGGUAUCUCUGUGGGAAUGGCGCAGGCUUUAGGACUGCAUCGAAUAAAGUCAUAUAACCGUCUCGAAGAGAAAGAACGAAAAUUAUGGCGAAGAUUAUGGUGGAUGGCCAUGGACAUAAAUCUGUCUAUGCUUCUCGAUCGUCCCCCACACGUGCAAGGAAGACUUUGCAAUGUCCCCCCUCUGUCGGAAGCAGAUUUUGACCAAGCCAGUGGGUCUCAAGUGAGAUACCCCGAUGAGGCAAAUACCUUCGUGAUAAAUGCUGUGCAACUAGCUCGGACAGUGGAUCGCUUCUUCACUAUUAAAUUUGACGAAGAUAGUGGUCAUUCACAAGAUAUCUGUUUAGAGCAAAUUUCGUUGUGCUCUUCAUCCCUUCCCCCGGAAUUCAGGUCGUUGUCGCCAAGUAGCAGCAAGUGGGCUAUAUUGACCCAUAUAUUAUACCAGGAAUACCGGCUACUUUUGCAUCGGAGCAACCCAAGGUUUUCUCUCAAUACCGGACCAGGCACUCCGACAUUCGAGAUAUGUGCGGAGAUCUACAACAUGCUGGAAAUACUCAUGGCAAGCGAUCUUCUCUAUGCAGCCGCAGCUAGCAUAGUUGCACCCGUGCUGUCCGUGCUCUCAAUCUAUAUUGUCAACAUUCACAGAGGGGAUACUGGUGUCCGAUGGAUUUCACACCAUCGCGCCCAGUUAUGCAUGCUGAUACUUGACAAGUUGCAAGAUCGGUUCCCGGUACUUGCAGCCUUCUAUCCAAUUUACGAAUCCCUGCUUAGGCGACACUCUGCAGGUGGGCAGACACAAGAUGGCGCAAGGGUAGCAGAGCAUUCAGCAACAGGAUCCUCGAUGGGAAAUGGUGCGAGUCAACUUGAUAACGAAAGCAACCCUGGUAGUAUCAACCCCACUGCAGGCUUAUUUGAUCAAGUUGCGCAAGACGGCAUGGGCAUGGCGUUUCCUUUCUCGUUUCCAUUCGGGAACCUGUUCGAAGAUGCCUUUCUGAACUCACCUUCUCAGCCUACAGCUUAUUGUGAAGAUGAUAUAUCUUACCCUUAG